ACUAGAGCAGACCAGAGGGAGACAGCAGCAGCAGCAGCAGCAGCAGCAGCAGCUUCCCCUUAAACUACAGGAAGACCUGAUCCCCACCAGAACUCCACCAGAACUCCACCAGAACUCCACCAGAACCACGCUAGAAGGAUGAAUCCCAUCAUCAGGCGCAGAGAGUCCGUUUGCAGGAGUUUGUUUGGCCCGGUGGACCACGAGCAGCUGCGCCGGGACUUGACGCUGAAGCUGAAGGAGAUCAGCGAGCGGGACAGCCGCCGCUGGAACUUUAACUUCCACACUGAGACGCCGCUGUGCGGCCGGUUUCAGUGGGAGGAAAUACCCGCAGACUGCGCUGCUGCUAUCUAUCAGGAGUCCGCACAGCUGAAGGACGAUGUCUGUGAGGAAGACGACAGGCUGAGUAAAGAAGUAGAAGAAGAAGAAGAAGAGGAAGAAAGCGCAGCCGGGAUCGACCAGGAGAACUGCUCCAGCGUCUCCAACACACACAAGUGUCCCGCUGAAGUGACGCCCGUCCGGAGGAAGAGGAUGCUCUCAAAACCGGCAGCCAAGAACAGAAACAACGCCCGAAUUACAGAUUUUUUCCCAAAGAGAAGGAAAACUACAGAAACCAAGAGCAUCCAGAAUCCUUUCCACACAAGUUCCAAUGAAGCAGCUCUGUGCAAAACAAUAAGGUGAACAUCCUGCUGAAAAUGGACGAUUUACUAUAUUUAUGUUUUAUGGACUGGACCAAGGCCUAUUCACUGCACCAAAGGAUUUUGUUAUAUGUUAUUUUAUUAGCCUAUACACUUUAUUUUAUUGCCAUUUUUUUGUAUUUUGUGAAACGGGGUUAAAUUAUACCACUUUUCUGUUAUUUAUUCUAUUUAUGGACUUUUAUUUAAUGUCUUUGCAUUUUUUUUUUUUUCAUUGAUAAGUUGCUGUAACAAAUAUGUUUGUUUCUAGAUGUUUUUUUUUCUUCUCAUUUUCAUCUGUUUGUUAUGUGAGCCUUGGAAAGACUUAAUGACAUUUUGUUUCCGUGUGUGUCUUUUUCAAUCUUGUUGGUGGAUUUCUGCAAUAAUGAGCUGCUUCGGUUAACUAUAUAGAAAAGCACUGUUUUGUCCUUGUCAUGUUUGCCUAAAUGAACUGAGAUUGUAAAUGCCUACAAAUAUUGCAAUUUUA
Molecule: messenger RNA, 1158 nt
Organism: Perca fluviatilis (European perch)
Lineage: Eukaryota; Metazoa; Chordata; Actinopteri; Perciformes; Percidae
Gene: cdkn1ca
Product: cyclin-dependent kinase inhibitor 1Ca
Exons: 2
Coding region: 139-678 (179 amino acids)
Biological process (GO): regulation of cell cycle
Cellular component (GO): nucleus
Molecular function (GO): cyclin-dependent protein serine/threonine kinase inhibitor activity
Source: RefSeq, a predicted model, not a curated record